CACACACACGCACAAACACACACACACACACACACUGGAGCUCCGCCACAGCCUGCAGCUGCAUUGACGGUAAACAGAGCAAGGUAGCGCAUGGGCAGCCAGCAGGGAAUUAUUCCACAUCGCAUCACAUCCCUGAGCAUACAUGGCGUCCUCGAACACCGAGCCAUGAAUUUACCGUGCAGCCAGACGAGGUAGCCGCGCAUUUCCCUCGUUUCAUUCUGCAACCAUCAUCUUUUUUGCGUCGGAGUGCAUCACUGAGAGGAGAAUCGGCGCACAUUGCUACAGUAGGUACCGUCGGUUUGUGGAGUCAAGACGAUGGAUGUGGCUUCAUCCGGAUCUUUUGCUGCAAAAAAGGCGGACGGGCGCGAUUUUUUAUUCCAAACGCAUCCGCAUCUUCCGUACGUUGCAAGGUGUCUUUGAAAGCGUGGCGGACCACUGGGGGAAAUGAGAAGAAGGGUCUAUUUUGACUCACGCCUGUCGAGAUGUGGUAAAGGCACUUCUUCUCUUAGCAGCAAACUGGUUGAGGGGCUGCAGCUGCUGAAAAGGAGGCAUCGUUAGGAAGACCUCUACAUUCCAGAUCAAACACACCUCAUUAGAUCAUUGUUAUUCUGCUUAAGAGCAAAGAAGCCUCUCUUAGCUGCAAAUUUCCUCUGCCUAUGAGCACUGAAUCACAAAGAAGAUUGAUCCCACUGUCGACCCCAUGUAGGAACUGCUCCCUCCGAUUCCCACAGCCUUGAUUCGUGCUUGGAUUUCAGCAUUCAGUCAAAUCCACCAGGACAGAGUAUGUCAUCAACACCUUUUCACAGAAUCCUACGACCCCUUCUACUCGGCACAUUCGUUCUGGGAUGCUUUGUGACUGUGUUUUUGAUGUAUUUUAAACCAUCCACCAGCUGGUUAUCUGGUUCUGUAGAGUCCACAGUAUCCACAGACCCGGGCAAGAACCUCUUCUCCACCAGGAGUGAUAAGAACGUGACCACCGUGCUGAUCUGGCUCUGGCCUUUUGGACAAACCUACGACCUGGGCGUGUGUAGCUCUCUCUUCAACAUCGAGGGCUGCUUCGUCACAGCGGACAGGAACCUCUUUAACAAGUCCGAUGGGGUCAUCAUCCACCACCGGGACAUCAGCAGCGACCUCUCCAACCUGCCGCCGCUGCAGCGACCGUCCUUCCAGAAGUGGGUAUGGAUGAACUUGGAGUCACCGUCUCACUCCUCCCAGCUGCCUGGGAUUGAGAACUUGUUCAAUCUGACUCUCAACUACCGUCAGGAUGCUGACAUUGAAGUGCCUUAUGGGUCCAUCGUAGCAACGGAGGGUGAGGAGGACUUUGUCCCACCAAGCAAAAACAAGCUGAUCUGCUGGAUUGUGAGCAACUGGAACCAGGAACAUGUGCGGGUGAAAUACUACAAUGAGCUGUACAAACACAUCGAGGUUCAUGCAUAUGGACAAGCCUUUGGGGAGUACAUCCCUGACCAAGACUACUUCCCCACCAUGGCCAGCUGUAAGUUCUACCUGGCCUUCGAGAACUCAAUCCACAAGGACUACAUCACCGAAAAAUUCUACAACCCGCUCUCUGUGGGGACCGUGCCCGUGGUUCUCGGCCCGCCGAGGCAGAACUACGAGAACUUUAUCCAGGCAGACGCCUUCAUCCAUGUGGACGACUUCACCUCACCAAAGGAGCUGGCUGAUUACCUGCUGCUCCUGGACAAGAACGAGGAGAUGUACCUCAGGUACUUUGAGUGGCGCCGGCACUUUAAAGUAAAGAAGGCCUACUUCUGGGCAGAGCACACAUGCCUGGCUUGUGAUCAUCUGCGUAGGCACAAGGAGUACAAGUCGAUCAAUAACCUUGACAAGUGGUACUGGGGUGGAUAGUGCUCUGAAGGGCUAUGCAGUGCUUGUUUUGUUAUUGAAGGCAGUGCUUUAAGAUUUUUGACCUUCACUCAACAAGAAAGUUGACUACUGUUCAUUCUGAGAUCAUUUUUAUUUGGCCCAUUGAGACAUCGUCUUGUUUUUCUUUUUCAUUUGCAAGCCAAUUUUGCUAAGCCUUAUUUUGCCUUGUGUUCUCCAUUUAUUGUUUUUUUGGAAGGAUUAUAAAUGUACUACAUUUUUAUCAUUGUUUCAACCUUUAUUUUGCUUCAAAGCGCACAUUUGCUGCUAUUCUUUAUUUUAUUGGUAUGAAUGUGUGGAGGGUAUAUUUUUCUGUUACGACUAUCAUACAUGGUGCAAUGGUUCUUUCUUGUUUCACUCUUAAAUAUCACCUUUUUAUGAAAUGGCACACAGCAGACAGAGGAAUACUGUUGGCUGCAGAAGACUGGCAUUAAAAGAUAAAAUAUUUAUGUAAUAUUUAUUAAAGUGAGGCAUUAUAAGAUAAAACAAUCUCAUCUGUGCUAGUGAUGCAGUCACCUAUGCAGUGUUUACUGAACUGUGAAAGUAGUACAAAUGUGUCAUGUACAUACUGUAUGGUGUAUUUUUUGGAAAUAUGCAGCUGUCCCAUAUUUUCUAAGUUUGCACUUCUCUGCCAACUGUUACCUGUUCUUUUUAACAUACAAAGAGCCAUCACAUCAUGUGGCUGUAGAUGGCAUAUGGUGAUCAUUACCACGGUAGUCUCUGGCAGCAGAUGUGACUCCACUCCUUGAGAGGGAGGUUUCUAUUUUAAUCAUAUUGUGAAUUGUUCAUUGUCACAUGUGAUGUGUCACGGAGCAGCAGGAUCCCGUGUGGAUGAUGAUAAUACAGCACAGAAACCUUAUACUGCAAUAUGAAACUCCCACACCACAUUAUGUUGCAGUAUGAUUUCAACUUAGAAGUCUGUGAUUUAGAGUCGAAUAUGAGAGCACAAUAUUACCACCAUCACACCUUUGAUUAAGCUAAUUUACUGUGUGUACUGUACUGUCAACUCAUAAUGUGACUUAAGGUGCUUUUUGACUCUCUCCAGGAACUAGGGAGCUUUUCAGGAUCUCGAACCAGGAUCUAAAUCUGGUUCUAGGGUAGAAAAGUCCCUGCCCAGGAUCUAUGGGGGUUGGGGCUGCAGUGCUGAACGUUUCUGAUUGGUUUCUAGGUCAAUGACUCUUACAUCGACAUCAUUAGCAUUGUAAUGGUUGACAAAGGCUCAUACUUCACUUAUGCCACUGUUGGUUUUAGAGGUGAAGACUUUCAGAGGAGAUAAAUUCAGAAAUCUUAACCAAGUUCAGCCACCUGUUUAGAUCAAACUUCAGUAAUUAUGACUGAAAACCUACACAGACAUUUGAUAAGAUUAAAAUUAUAUGUAAUAGAUUUUAGAGAACAUCUCCCCCUGACCCAGACUCUUCAUUACAACAACCGAAUAGAGCAGAACAAUUUAGGAAAAUAAUCUAAUUGUGGGUUUCAUUUUUUUUUUUUUUUAGUUUUUUAUCUUGUGUAUUUUUCAACAAACACAAGUGAAAAGUUAACCUUGCAAAGCAGAUGGAUACGCCCGUU
Molecule: messenger RNA, 3447 nt
Organism: Cheilinus undulatus (humphead wrasse)
Lineage: Eukaryota; Metazoa; Chordata; Actinopteri; Labriformes; Labridae
Gene: fut9a
Product: fucosyltransferase 9a
Exons: 4
Coding region: 784-1866 (360 amino acids)
Cellular component (GO): membrane
Molecular function (GO): alpha-(1->3)-fucosyltransferase activity
Source: RefSeq, a predicted model, not a curated record